GAAGUCAACAGAUAACACUUUGGGGAAAGUUUGGGCGUGAAAUUGCCGAAUAUAAUAUUGGACAAUAUAUUGUUUUGGAAGGAUUACAUAUAUGGAAGAAAAAUAAUGGUCAAUUAGAUAUUACCGGUGAUGCAUCAACUGGCGCCAUGAUAUAUAAUGUUAGUAUGGCUAAAGGAUUGUUAGCUAUUUCGACGUUACACAGCCGUUCUCUUUCAUUAUCAACAAUUAUUAAGCAUCAACAUAUAUAUCAAUUUAUUUGUCGAUGUUUAAUUAUUGGUUGGGAGACAAAUGACAAUUCAUUGGAUAUAAAUUGGCGUUUAGAUGAUGGUACCGGUGUUAUUUGGGCCAAGGCUGUGGGCACUGUGUCACAAGAUAUUUUACACUCUAGUGGAAUUGAAACAUUGACAGAUAGUUUAAUUAAAACUAAAUUGAAUAAAGAGAAUUUAGGAGUAAAUCUUAUUGGCAAAAUGCUUUGGUGUUGCAUUUCAAUAUUGGCCUCAGGGAAGUACCAAAUUAAUACCGUUUUAGCAGAUUAUAGUGAUGGCUCACAUUCCAUUGCGCAGGCAGACU
Scutellospora calospora is the source of this 570-nucleotide messenger RNA. The record is from the annotation of a GenBank genome assembly. Lineage: Eukaryota; Fungi; Glomeromycota; Glomeromycetes; Diversisporales; Gigasporaceae.